Molecule: messenger RNA, 189 nt
Organism: Penicillium angulare
Lineage: Eukaryota; Fungi; Ascomycota; Eurotiomycetes; Eurotiales; Aspergillaceae
Exons: 1
Coding region: 1-189 (62 amino acids)
Source: RefSeq, a predicted model, not a curated record
AUGGCGGCCGAUUCUGGGCCGAAGCCACUGUAUGAUCUUGUGCACCGCCAUAAUGGGUUCCUAGUAAACCCUCUUCAGUGGACCUCUCGCCACGAAAUGUUGGCAGUUAAUCCUUAUCCUGUCAAUAAACGUCGCGCUCUGGUCAAUAUUUUAUUCGGCAAGGAACGCGAAUUCGCACGCUACAGGUAG